GUCCCCGUCGACCUCUUAGAAAGAAUCGGCUCUGUAGAAAUUAUUCAGUAAACAGAGAGAGGUACACGUCAUUUGUUCUUCCUCUCACGAGAUAAUACAUUGUCAAGAUAGACACAGAGAAACGAACGUAACUUUGCGAACGGCUGUUAUUGAGUCAACGUCAACAAACAGUGCUAGUAGAACUGGGUGUAUACUCGACGCAGUGGGUUUUUACACCUUUCCGUAAAUUAAUCGUGGAAAUAGUUAUUAAAACUGUUAUCGCAGCAAGAAUUUAGUUGUGUUAACGCCUGAACUUCGUAUCGUGUUAAAACGGAACUGAUUUCAACUUUUCAAACUACAUUUUUUGUUGCAAUUUUGCGCAAAGAUGACGGAGCAAUAAUUUCGAAUUCGGAACGAAGUACAGACACAAAUUUAUACAAACCGUGAUACGUUGUGUUGGUGUUGACGUGAAUGCUACGAUACCCCAGCGCAAUGCACGUCAUAUCUCACGGCUCGUUCGUGGACACGGAGACAAGUUGUCCCCCACCAGCCGACAGUCCCAGUGUCGGGAAUGUGCACGAGGCGAGCUCGAGACUAGCAGACGACAUGGAGGAGGAGAUCGACGUGGGCACGACACAGAGCACGGACAGCAGCCUCAACGACAGCCGCACCAGCAUCGACAGCAGCCACGGCGGCGUCACGGGCAUGGGCUCCGAGGACGACAUGCGACGACGUGGCGAGGACACGACGUACCCGGUGUCACCAUGUAGCGACGACGACUCUUCCUGUCACAACAGACUGAUAGGGAGUAAAGACACGAGUCCAGACGACAACGGAGUGCGGCGCUAUCGCACGGCCUUCACCCGCGAGCAGAUCGGACGUCUGGAGAAAGAGUUCCUCAAGGAGAACUACGUGUCGAGACCGAAACGCUGCGAGCUCGCCGCCUCGCUCAACCUGCCAGAGAGCACCAUCAAGGUUUGGUUCCAGAACCGUCGGAUGAAGGACAAACGUCAGCGGAUGGCCAUGGCAUGGCCUUAUGGAAUUGCUGAUCCGCAUCUGUACGCUUACAUCGCCGCUGCCGCUGCUUCCUACCCGUACGGACUCGCCACUGGGAGCCCAUUCGGUUGUUACUCCGGAGUACCCAUGCAGAGGCCACAGGCUGCUCUUCCACAAAUGAUUCCGACUAGUGGCUUGCGACCGAACACCGACUUUCUGAACAACAUCACAAACUCUUUCAUGAGACCCCCAGCCAUAGCAGUCCCGCAUCCAAUGCAUUCGUCUCCUCCCAUUGGCUGUGCAAUUAGGUCACCGUUGGAAACAGCCUCAAUGCUAAGUCACGGAGCGCCGCCUGCCGGUUCCCCGUCUCGUGUUUCGAACAGUCCGUACACCAGUGCUGUGAACGUCGCUACGUCAAUCUCUACGGCGCAUGCGCAAAAGCGAAGUUCUACGGCGCCAAAUGGACUUUUCAGACCGUUUCAGUCGGAGGUGGAAAGAACAUGAUAAGAUAUCUGCUUUGUGUUACUUUUGCUUGAUAUAUAAAUGUUAUUAAUGUCGCAAAUGUGUCUGUUCUAAGGAGAUACUUCGGGUAGCUUGAGAUAAUUCCAGAUCGGGCAGACUCGGAACUUUAACAGUGAAUUUAAAUGUUCAUUUGUAUUCGAGUGUGGGCGAAUGUGAAGGGGGAGGGUUUCGAGGGUCGAAACACCUCCCUGCUCCAGCACAUUUUACUUUCUUCAAUAUAUUUUCAUGGGCAGCAUGACUCGACCCCCCCCCCCCCCCCCGUAUAAACUUGUCGUUACAGGAUCCCCCAUCCCUCUGCUAAAAUUUCUGCACACGCGCCUUGAGUGUGUGAAUGAGUGACAAUGUAGUACCCUCUCUAACUUGUAAAUACUGCGGCAAUAGCAUAACAUAACAUAGGUAACACACAAAUAUAUUUGUGCUUCCUGUACUGCCUGAUAAAACGUGGUGUAUGGAAUGAAAAUGUAUUGUAGUUUUCAUGUUUUGUCUGUGUUUGUAAAAAAAUCUGUUUCGCAUUGAUCUCAAAAUUGUAUUUAUUUCAUUUGUUGAUCACUACCGACACUGAUCAAAUUGAUCAAGGCCAAGGGGUGUGGAAUAACUCGCGUUAAUACCAGUGCUCCACGACUGGUAUAUCAAAGGCCAUGGUAUAUGCUAUCCUGUCUGUGGGAUAGUGUGUAUACAAAAAUUCCUUGCUAUUAAUGGAAAACUGUAUCGGGUUUCCU
Gigantopelta aegis is the source of this 2216-nucleotide messenger RNA. Its product is annotated as homeobox protein XHOX-3-like. Gene Ontology annotation, cellular component: nucleus. The transcript is spliced from 3 exons. NCBI's taxonomy places the organism in Eukaryota, Metazoa, Mollusca, Gastropoda, Neomphalida, Peltospiridae. The record is from RefSeq and is a predicted model, not a curated record. Gene Ontology annotation, biological process: regulation of transcription by RNA polymerase II. Gene Ontology annotation, molecular function: RNA polymerase II cis-regulatory region sequence-specific DNA binding; DNA-binding transcription factor activity, RNA polymerase II-specific. Bases 451 to 1479 code for a protein of 342 amino acids.